This is a messenger RNA of Camponotus floridanus (Florida carpenter ant), 1147 nucleotides long. Its product is annotated as protein ALP1-like. The record is from RefSeq and is a predicted model, not a curated record. The coding region runs from base 35 to 1108 and encodes 357 amino acids. NCBI's taxonomy places the organism in Eukaryota, Metazoa, Arthropoda, Insecta, Hymenoptera, Formicidae. The transcript is spliced from 2 exons.
AAAAGAUGAUGAACAAUUUUUUAAGUACACUCGAAUGACAGUCAACCAAUUUGAAAAGUUGCUGGAUAUUUUUAAACAUAGAUUAAUAAAAAUCAGUCCAAGAAAGCCAUUAAGUCCGGAGUUUCGGCUGGUUAUGACAUUGUAUUAUCUUGCCCAUGGACCGAGCAUGCAGGUAGUUGCAUGGAGCUUCUGUGUUUCCAAGUCCACAGUCAGCAACGUAAUACGAGAGACUUGUGCAGUUAUCUGGGAUGAAUUAUCCCCAAUUUACUUAAAACCACCAACUACUGAAGAAUGGGAAAUUAAAGCAACGGAGUUCUGGUAUCGCUGGAAUUUACCUAAUUGUUUUGGUGCGAUGGACGGGAAACAUAUAACGAUUCAAGCUCCAAAAAAAUCGGGUUCGCAGUAUUUUAACUAUAAAAAAACGUUUAGUAUAGUUCUAAUGGCAGUUUGCGAUGCUUUUUAUUUGUUUACACUUGUUGAUGUCGGUGCUUUCGGAUCUCAAAGCGACGGUGGCAUUUUUAAAGAAUCGGCAUUUGGGAAAGCUAUGGAUAAUAAUGAAUUAGGCCUUCCAGGUUCUACCAAUUUACGUGGAACUAAUAUCGCGUUCCCGUAUUUUGUGGCUGCAGACGAAGCCUUUCCACUUAAGCACUAUAUAAUGCGGCCUUAUCCCGGAACAAAUUUAUCAGAAAAACAACAAAUUUUUAAUUACCGCCUAUCACGUGCUCGACGCGUUAUUGAAAAUACCUUUGGCAUUUUAGCCAGUCGGUGGCGAAUUCUACAUACUAACAUAAUUGCCAGUGUUAGUACAAUUGAAAGAAUUGUAUGCGCUACAUUAUGUUUACAUAACUUCGUUAAAAUAGAAGAAUUGUCAAGUAAGCAGCGUUAUUAUUGUCCAGAUAAUUAUGUAGAUCGUUAUGAUGAUUCAGGAUGUGUCAUUCUUGGUGACUGGCGAGUAAACUGUCCUCAGAUUGAUGAAUUAGGUCGCACAGGGACAAAUCGUUCUACACGAGCGGAUAUUGAUUUACGAAAUACCCUUGCUGAUUAUCUUGUGUCGCCAGAAGGAAAAGUAGAUUGGCAGUAUAAUUAUGUAAAACGAGGAAGUUUUUAAAAUGUAUAAAUAUAUUUUCAGAUAUUAACUAUCAAUAUA